AUGGCUAGUCCAAAUAUUGAAGAGUUAUCAAUACACGAUGAAAACGAGGAGGAAGGAUUCUGUUUUGAAGUGAAUGAGGAAGGGGACGAGACAUCGAAUCUCCGAUGGUGCUUAGUGGGAAGGUUUCUAUCUGAUAGACCUUUUCAUGUUACAAUCAUGAAGAAACGUGUUGCUGAUGUGUGGAGGCCGGUUAGAGGAGUCAUAAUAAAGAAAGCGACGAAAAGUCUAUUCCUAUUCCACUUUGAUCAUAAAUUGGAUAUGGAAUCGGUGUUGAAUGGAGGACCGUGGAAUUUCGACAACAAUCUAUUGAUUAUUGAGAUGGUGCAAUUAGGAGUCCAGAUCGAAAACAUACCGCUAAAUCACGUCGAGUUCUGGGUCCAAGUCCAUAACUUGCCUGCAGGUUUGAUGCUGGAGAGAGUGGGAAUCACUAUGGCCAACUUUAUAGGAUCCUUUGUGGAAUAUGAUAAGAAUAACAAUUCGAGCUUCUGGAGACAACACAUGAGAUUACGGGUGAAGAUCGAUGUUUGGAAACCAUUAAAGAAGCAAACAAGAGUAAAAAAUAAAGGAGGAGAAUGGUGUACUGUUUCAUUCAAAUAUGAAAGACUUGGAAUUUUUUGCUUUGUUUGUGGAAUCCUAGGGCAUACAGAACAAAGAUGUGAAGUUCGUUUUGCUAUGACAAAAGACAACGGGGUUAGGGAGUGGUCUAAUGAACUUCGAGCAGAGAACCGGAGGAUUAAUGGAGGCCAAUCUUCAAAAUGGCUAAAGAGUGAGAAGGAAGGAGGAGUCCAUGUUUCUGAGUCUGGAAGUUCCAAAGCGCGUGAGGAGUACGAACCUGGUUUGGAGAGUGAAGCUGAAACCAAUCAUGAGGCGGGCCCACAAGUAUUAAGUUCCCAAGAUCCUCAUUCAAAUAAAAAUCAAAUUAUGUUGAAGGCAAAUUUUAAUAACACGGAUCGUGUUUUGACUAUGUAUGGAAACAACAAUAACUCACCUUUAAUAGUUGUCACAAAAGUUAUUGACCAAGCCCAGACAAAAUCACUGACACAAUCAUUAGCCAAAAAUAACCUUGCCCCCCCACUUAUCAAUGUUGUCCCCCCACUUAUCAAUGCUGUCCCUCAUUGGCUGCCAUAA
Messenger RNA from Lathyrus sativus (Indian pea), 1128 nucleotides. Lineage: Eukaryota; Viridiplantae; Streptophyta; Magnoliopsida; Fabales; Fabaceae. The record is from the annotation of a GenBank genome assembly.